This is a messenger RNA of Microbotryum saponariae, 276 nucleotides long. NCBI's taxonomy places the organism in Eukaryota, Fungi, Basidiomycota, Microbotryomycetes, Microbotryales, Microbotryaceae. The record is from the annotation of a GenBank genome assembly.
AUGUCGUCCAGCAACUCCGAGACCAUCGACUGGCGUGUUCGUGCUGAGCAAGCCGAGCGAGCCUUGGUACUACAUCAACUCGAGUCCGAGCGCGAUCUUGCCCGCGCGCAGCGUGACGUUCUUCAAGCCCGAGUCGCUGCGCUCGAGACCGCAAACGAGGGCAUGAGAGGAAGGCUUGAGUAUUUGGAAAACCGCGAUGGCGUCAAGGUAGAACAUGGCAAGUCGUACCAGCUCGUCCCCAAGCUUGAUCCUCGAGUCGUCGGCAAAGCAGACUGA